This is a messenger RNA of Scomber japonicus (chub mackerel), 3406 nucleotides long. It is a transcript of the gene snx27a, whose product is annotated as sorting nexin 27a. The record is from RefSeq and is a predicted model, not a curated record. NCBI's taxonomy places the organism in Eukaryota, Metazoa, Chordata, Actinopteri, Scombriformes, Scombridae. Gene Ontology annotation, biological process: intracellular protein transport; signal transduction. Gene Ontology annotation, molecular function: phosphatidylinositol-3-phosphate binding; protein binding. Gene Ontology annotation, cellular component: early endosome. The coding region runs from base 23 to 1714 and encodes 563 amino acids. The transcript is spliced from 13 exons.
GGGGGUAGGGCCUGUGGAUAAGAUGGCGGAUGUAGAAGGCGAUGAAACUCGGUCGGCUCUCCCUUCAUCGUCCCGUAACGGCCCGGUGGUCGGUGUGUCUGCGGGCACACCGGGCCAGACUGCAACCACGGUAACGUCCGGUCCACGGACGGUCCGGAUCGUCAAAUCCGAAUCGGGCUACGGCUUUAAUGUUCGCGGUCAAGUUAGCGAAGGAGGACAGCUACGGAGCAUCAACGGGGAACUGUACGCUCCUCUUCAGCAUGUCAGCGCUGUUUUGCCCGGAGGGGCAGCAGACCGAGCCGGGAUUUCUAAGGGUGACCGCAUCCUGGAGGUUAAUGGGGUGAGUGUCGAGGGUGCUACCCAUAAGCAGGUCGUGGACCUGAUCCGCGCUGGAGAGAAGGAGCUGGUUCUGGCGGUUCUGGCUGUGCCGUCCCAGGAGGCUGAUGGAUUGGAAGGCGGAGAGGAUAUCCAACCAAACUAUGACUACAGUGACAAGCAGGCCGUGCCCAUUUCCAUCCCCACAUACAAACAUGUAGAGCAGCACUCCGAGAGAUUUGUGGUGUACAACGUGUAUAUGUCAGGCAGACAGCUGUGCUCAAAGCGCUACCGGGAGUUUGCCAUACUACACCAGAACUUGAAGAGGGAGUUUUCCAACUUCAACUUCCCAAAACUUCCUGGCAAAUGGCCCUUCUCUCUUUCCGAACAGCAGCUGGAUGCUCGUCGUAGAGGCCUGGAAGAAUACCUUGAGCGAGUUUGCUCCGUGCGGGUGAUCGGGGAGAGUGACAUCAUGCAGGAGUUUCUCUCUGAAUCAGAUGAGAACUACAAUGGAGUAACAGAUGUAGAGCUGCGAAUAGCCCUGCCAGACAAGACCACCAUCUCCGUCAGAGUCCGCAAGAACAGCACCACAGACCAGGUGUACCAGGCAUUAGUGUUGAAGGUUGGAAUGGACAGUAUUAUGGCCAGCUACUUUGCCCUGUUUGAAGUCAUCAACCACUCAUUUGUGCGGAAGCUGGCACCUAAUGAGUUCCCUCACAAGCUUUAUGUGCAGAACUACACAUCGGCAGUGCCGGGGACGUGUUUGGCACUCCGCAAAUGGUUGUUCAGCUUCCAGGAGGAGGAGUUACUCAGAGAUAACCCGCUGGCACUACACUACUGCUUUCACCAGGCACUGGAUGAUGUGAAGAAGGGAUUCAUAAAAACAGAGGACAAAUCCUACCAGCUGCAGAAACUGGCAGAGCAGCGCAAGAUGGCCACGUACCUGAGCCUGUUGCGGUCAUGUGAGGGCUACAACGAACUGUCGUUCCCCCACUGCCCCUGCGACUCCAGGAGGAAGGGACACGUCAUCACAGCUAUCAGCAUCAAUCACUUCAAGCUGCACGCUUGUACUGAGGAUGGCACACUGGAGAAUCAGGUGAUCGCUUUUGAGUGGGGGGAGAUGCAGCGCUGGGACACUGACGAGGAGGGGAUGGCUUUCUGUUUUGAGUACGCCAGAGGAGAGAAGAAACCUCGCUGGGUCAAGAUCUUCACUCCAUAUUUUAACUACAUGCAUGAGUGCUUCGAGCGGGUCUUUUGUGAGCUGAAGUGGAGGAAACAGGUUGAAGAAGAGGCAUCUGACAAAGACAACAAAAACUGCAGUAACACUGAGUAUCUGCCUCCUCUGGAGACACAGCAGAAGGGAUGGCGCCACCUAGGGGGGGAGAUUGCGACUUCCUAAAACUAUUGGUCUUCACUCCAACUAGAACUGGUCCACUCGCAUCAUCACAGCCACUCCAGAGAGCGCCCAUCGACAAACACAGAACUGAGUGACAGACUGAGGCGAUCCAUGCCCCGAUAACAAACUGGAAUUGACCAAUUUGGGAAAUUGGAAUAGUCACACUUAACCAAACCCAGGGAUACACACAGCAAGAAGAGCAAUGAAGGAAAAUAAACAAAAGCCAACAUUCAUGUCAUUUACUAGAUCUCCAUAGGGUGUCUGUUGUUUUCCUCAAUGCAUUCGCUCCAUGAUGUGGAGCAGGACACAAGCAAAGUCUCGCUAGUGGUUGAGAUGUAACAUGAAGUGUGUGACUGGUUAAGGUUACCACAGCGCUGCGGCAUCAUUUGCGCAAAAGGGAGCACCUUGAUGAAACGCCACUUGACGAAGGAGCUGACAUGCGGGAUGGGACUGUGACAGUCAGUUCUCCAACACGAUCUGCUCAGUCUAAAGCCUUCAGCUUGGCCCUCUGCUGAACUAGAACUGAGACGACGGAGAUGUAGAUAAGAAGGGAGGGAUAUAGGAAAAAGGGGGUUUUCACGACCCUUUUCACAGGCAGUGAUACAGAAAGAAAGCAAAAAUCUUGCUUUACACAGAUGCUGGAUAUUAACAAAAAAAAUGAUGUUUUCUAUUUGUGGGGUCAGAAGUAUUCUGUCUUUGUCAGAAAACACAAGCGAUGCAAAUGUAACUAACUGACAACAUAAGGGGGACAUGUUCAUAAUUAUGUGUAUGUUUAACAAUCUUAUUUCUGAUAAAAUAUAGAUUAAUAUAAGACCUAUAAUUAUUGGUUUCUUGAUCUAACACGAUGAAAUACUAACUGAGUUGCAUUCAAGCACCAACUAAUCUCCAUGUUUCGCCUCGUUUUCUGGUCUAACUACUUCAGAACGACGUCUGUUGGCAGUCAGCCGAUAAUGUCAGUAUCUAUUUAUCCCCCUCGAAAGUGUUAUAUUGUGGUGAUUUCGCAGACCUUGGAAGUUGAGAGGAAGAAGCGUUCUCUUUCUCAAAUCUGUGCUGGGAUAUCUUGAACAAAAGGUUGUCAGGCUAAAGGGUUGAUGCUUCUGAAAUAUCACACAGUCCCCGUGGGGAAUCUGACAUAUUGCAACCACAAGGAGAAAACAGCAAAGUUUUUAAGAGUAUCGUCUGUCUAGCUGCAGUUUUCUGAGCCGGCAGCAGAGAGCAGCAGAGUGUAAGAGAGAUUUAGUUGUAGGUUUUGAGCAGGAAGAGAAAUUGUCUCAGAGCUUCUUAAAGAGUGAUCCCUCGGGCUUUGUAAGUCACCCACCAAAGUAUCACUCUUCUGCAGUAUGUCCAUUAACCACGUCAGGAGGACAGAUGGUGUGUGAGUGUGUGUGUGUGUGUUAUACAGACAGUUGAUGGUGCAUGAAGUUGUGUGACUGCGACCACAGCCAUCAGCAUACAUAGCAAUGCAGACAGCAUAGCUCACCUACAGAAUACAGGACACAGUAUUAUUUGUGUGUUUAUGCACAUGACAAAAAAUGAUACAACAGUUUUACGGACAUUUAAUUUUUUUCAUACAGAGAAAACAGGGUUAAUUGUGGGUUCAUUUGUCUCAUUUUAAAUGCGUAGAGCACAUAUUAGUUCAGUAAAGGUUUACAUCCUGACAGAAAAUGGAGACAUUAUGUGUAAAUGUAUUGAUUU